AUGUUUGAAGAUACACGGAACUGGUAUUAUAAUGCUUGCAAACAUUGCAAGUCAAAGGUUCAAAUAGUUAAGGUUUCAGAUGAGACGGUCAAUGGCUUGGACCAGUUAGAAGAGAAAGAGAUUAUGGUUUGUACAAAUGAAAAGUGCAAGGACAAACUUAUUACUGCUGAACCAAGUUUUAUGAUCAAAGUUCGAGUUCAAGGUUUAGUUGGUGUUGUGAGUCUUACGAUCUUUGAUCGUGAAGUCAGAAAUAUUCUGAAAUUAUCUGCUGCUGAUUUAUUAUCAAAAUAUGAAAGGUUUGGCAAUACAAGUGAGUUUCCUAUUGAGUUGAAUGCCAUGAUCGACAAAAAAUUGGCUUUCAAGAUUGUUGUCAAGACAUUUAAUGUUUCAAGAUUUGGUCGUUCUUACAACAUUUCCAAAAUAACGGAUAAUGUUGACAUUAUUUCUGCUUUGGAGAAAAUCGAGAAAAAGAGUAGGAUUGAACAGGAUGAUACUUCCCACACUGCUGAUAAUACUCAUGUGUCGAAUAUUCCCUCUGGCAUAUCAUCAAGAACAGUCAACAACCUCAAUUCACCGCCUACAAGUGCCAAACGUAAACUUGUAGAUGUUUACGAUCUUGAUGAUGACGUUUAUGAAUCAGCAACGAAACCUAACGCACCCCGUAUUGGAGAUGGCAAAGUUGGUGGAACAACAAAAUUGUUGAUUCCUAAAGUUGAAAAGUGA
Lactuca virosa is the source of this 723-nucleotide messenger RNA. NCBI's taxonomy places the organism in Eukaryota, Viridiplantae, Streptophyta, Magnoliopsida, Asterales, Asteraceae. The record is from the annotation of a GenBank genome assembly.